UGAACUUUGGCAUUGUAGUUCUCGUCUGCAAAACUACAGAGGAAAAAUGGAAGCCGGUGCUCUUCUCAGAAGUCUAAAUCCUUUCAAAAUCAGAGCAAAGUUUUAUGGGCCCUACGCAGUUCAGUGCUCAUCCUUUUCUUCGUCUACCAAUAUUCCCACUGGGAAAGAAAUGGGGAAGAGAGCAUAUGAUGGACUGCUUUUGGAUGCAGCAAAUACACUUUUGCAAUUGACAAAUCCAGUUGAAGAGACUUAUGCUUCCAUUGGCAAGAAAUACGGGCUGACAACUUCUCCAGCUGAAAUAAAGCAAGGUUUCAAAAGAGCUUUUGCUGCUCCAUGGCCAGAGAAGCUACGUUAUCAGGAUGAUGGACGACCUUUCUGGAAGCUUGUCGUAACUGAAGCAACUGGUUGUAGCGAAGAUACUUACUUUGAAGAAGUAUACCAGCACUAUGCAAGUGGUGAGGCAUGGCAUCUUCCAGCUGGAGCCUAUGACACCAUAUCAAUUCUGAAACGUUCCGGAGUCAAACUCGCUGUUGUAUCCAACUUUGACACCCGGUUGACGAAGAUAUUGAAAGAGCUGAAUGUGUUGGAUCUAUUUGAUGCCGUCAUCAUAUCUUCAGAGGUUGGCUAUGAAAAACCAGAUAUAAGGAUAUUUAGAGCUGCUCUAGAUCAGAUCUGUGUAGAAGCAAUAAAAACUGUUCAUGUUGGAGAUGAUGAAAAGGCUGACAAAGGAGGAGCAAAUGCUGCUGGAAUUGACUGCUGGCUAUGGGGUGUAGACGUGAAGUCAUUUGCAGAUAUACAGAACCGCAUUCUCUCAUCGGCAUAGUUUUUUUGUUAGUGGCUCAGUCAUUUGGGUGAUAGAACUAGACUACAAUCAAGUAUUACUUGUAGAGGGAAGCAUCAAAAUAUUGUUGUUUGUGAUCAUUAUAUUCUCCAUCAAUCAUCUUUCAAUUCCAAAGUAUAAAGUUAAGCUGCAGCAGCUUUUAAUAAGCUUCAUGCUAGGAGUUCUGCAUAGUGAUUCAGUAAUCAGCUACGAUAUUCCAUUAUAAUAAGAAAACCCCAUAUGAGACGCUACUUCCUCCCCAUCUCCACAAAGGCAGUGGCAGAGGGCAAGAUCAUCCAAAACUGUAUCCCUUUGACGAAAUGAUUCACUAAUCAAUCUGAAAACUCACCCCAAUAUUCGUUCGUUUGGGAUUUCACAGCUCUGUCAGAGCCUAUUUUGGCUCAACUUCUCUCCCUACAAAAUUUGAGAUAAUAAUCACAUUUGUUUUGAUCUAAUAUUCCAAAGCUAGUUUGAAACUAUUCUGUUUUAGUUUUACAAGGUUGAUGUUUAGUUAUUGUUUGGCUAAAUUUGUGUGCUAUUCAGGAUUCAUUCAGUCCUAGUUUGGCAAAUCAAGCUCUACUAUUUACUACCAUUGACAAACAUGGAGUAGCUAAUCUACUAUUAGGCCUCCUUUACAAGUCAUGUGGAAGCACUCCUCAACUUUUGUUUACAUUUCUAGUAGAAAGUCAGGGAUGAAGUCACAUAAAGAAUGAGAAGUUUGUGUCUUAGUUGAUAAUACAAGAGUUCAACUUUUUUGUGCUGGCGAUGUGAAAAAUAUUGAUAAACAUUAAUUAAAUAGUUGGUUGUUAAGUUGUUCCACAUUGGUUGUGGGAUGUGGUUUUGGUAUUCUUA
Messenger RNA from Nicotiana tabacum (common tobacco), 1672 nucleotides. RefSeq lists its product as uncharacterized. The record is from RefSeq and is a predicted model, not a curated record. NCBI's taxonomy places the organism in Eukaryota, Viridiplantae, Streptophyta, Magnoliopsida, Solanales, Solanaceae.